AAAUGAUGAAUACAAGAAAUUUUAGAAAAGAUGUAUCAGAUUAAGGAUCAGUAAAAGGGUAAACAAAUUAGAAUUUUGGAUAUACAUAACCUCAAUAAUUUUAAGAUGGAGUUUCUAGAAUUUAAGAAGAGAUGAUGGAUCCAAGAAAUAUAUAACCUGAUUCAAUGUUUUUGAAUUUUAGUGGAGUUCUUGAGUGUGGUGAAGUAAAUAAAUAUUAAUAUAAUUAAGUGUGAAGAUGAAGAAUCAUUAAGAAUAGAAUAUGCAGUAAAAUAUGGAGGAGAUGAUUGGACAUAUUUGAAAACUAGUGUAUAGCAUAAAAUUAAUUUAGAAUAAUGCAGAUGAUGCAGAGCCUAGUGGAAUAUCUUAAUUAAGCACAUCAAGAAAUUUACAUUCCAGAAAUAUUGUUUGGAAUUUUCCUUUUGAAUGUAAUUUUCAAACUAAAAACAUUUUUGGUUGGCCAUAAGUAGUAGUAAGAUUAUCAGGUCCAGAUUUUAUGGGAAGAAGUGUAGCAAAAGGAUAUGGAUCAGUUCAUGUUCCAACUUAACCAGGAUAGUAUUAUUUAUGAAUAAUCAUUUUAGUCAUGAAAGAGUAAUUCGAAUAUUCAAGCCUUUACCAAUUUCAGGAUUCACUGGAUUUUUAGGUUAUUUAUUGGGAAACACAGCUGAACUUAAAAAUUUUGAUAAAGUAAUUUCUUCAGGUGAAGGAAGAGAAGUAACUAGAGUAAAAUCUGUAGGAUAUGUAAAAGUUAAAUUUCACGUAACUUUAGUAAAUUUUGAUAAAUUUGGUUAUUUAUGA
Molecule: messenger RNA, 795 nt
Organism: Paramecium sonneborni
Lineage: Eukaryota; Ciliophora; Oligohymenophorea; Peniculida; Parameciidae
Source: the annotation of a GenBank genome assembly